CCAUUAACAAAUACAGCAAAACACCCUCCACCCCUUUAUAAAUUCCUUACCAACUAAUUCAAUAUAAAACCUCACAGUUACUUCUUCUUCUUCUUCUUCUUCUUCUUCCCUUUAUACUUUUCUCCCCAAUUGUUGCUUGUUAUAUAAUGGCUAAGAAGCCGAGAAUUGUGAUAAUUGGAGCAGGAAUGGCUGGUCUUACAGCAGCCAACAAGCUUUACACUAGUUCAAAUGACUUGUUUGAACUAUUUGUUGUUGAAGGUGGUACUAGAAUUGGGGGAAGGAUCAAUACAUCAGAGUUUUAUAGUGAUAGAGUUGAAAUGGGUGCUACUUGGAUUCAUGGAAUAAAAGGUAGCCCAGUUCAUCAAAUUGCUCAACAAAUCAAUGCAUUACAAGGGUCUGAUAAGCCAUGGGAGUGUAUGGAUGGGUUACUUGAUGAACCAAAGACCAUUGCUGAAGGUGGGUUCGAGCUAAAUGGCUCUAUGAUUGAACCCAUAUCGACACUUUUUAAGAACUUGAUGGAUUUUGCUCAAGGCAAUGAAGCAUCCAAAUGGUGUUCGAUGAGUCGUCGCUUAGGUAACAAAAGUAUUGGUUCUUUUUUAAGAAAAGGCCUUGAUGUGUUUUGGGAUUCUUGUAAAGACCAUGAAGAGCUUAAAGGGUAUGGUAAAUGGAGUAGAGAGUUGCUUGAAGAAGCCAUUUUUGCAAUGUAUGAGAACACACAAAGGACUUAUACAUCAGCUGGUGAUCUUUUCAGUUUAGAUUAUGAAGCAGAAAGUGAGUACCGUAUGUUUCCUGGUGAAGAAAUCACUAUUGGUAACGGAUAUUCCAGUAUAAUCGAAUACCUCGCGUCGGUACUCCCACGGGACGUAAUCCAAUUAGACCGAAAAGUCGCUAAAAUCGAAUGGGAUCGUUGUGAUUCGAGGCCUGUGAAGAUACACUUCUUGGAUGGAUCUUUUGUGUUAGCUGAUCAUGUUAUUGUCACAGUUUCGUUAGGGGUUUUAAAAGCUGGUAUUUGUAAUGAUCCAGGUUUGUUUAGUCCUCCACUUCCUUCUUUCAAAACAGAUGCUAUAUCAAGACUUGGAUAUGGUGUUGUUAACAAGCUGUUUCUCCGAUUAAACGGUAAUCGAAAACCCGAAGAGCUCCCUUCCUUGCAAAUGGUGUUUCAUCGUUCGGAUUCCGAGUUAAGGCAUAAAAAGAUCCCAUGGUGGAUGAGAAGGACAGCUACUUUAUCCCCUAUUUACAACAAUGCAAGUGUGUUCCUAUCUUGGUUUGCAGGGAAAGAAGCUCUUGAACUCGAAAGACUUAGUAACGAAGAGAUUAUAAAGGCGGUAACAACGACAGUUUCGAGUUUAUUAUCGGAACCCCAUAAUGAAAUCAUGUCUGAUAGCAACUCCAAUGGAUUUGAAGUGAGCUUUGUUGAUGUAUUGAAGAGCAAAUGGGGGAGUGAUCCAUUGUUCUUAGGGUCUUACAGUUAUGUUGCUGUUGGAUCGUGUGGUGCUGAUUUUGACACCAUGGCUGAACCAUUACCUACUGAUGUGUAUCAUCAUCAUCCACUUCAAAUUUUGUUUGCUGGGGAAGCUACACAUAGAACUCACUAUUCCACAACUCAUGGAGCUUACUUUAGUGGUAUUAGGGAAGCCAAUAGGCUUCUUCAACAUUAUCAUUGUGUUGGGGUUUAAGAACUUAGAAUUUUUAAUUUAUUUUAUUUUUGGAAAUUUUUUUUCAUAUGUAAUGUCAUGUCAGCCUACUAUUUUCACGAAUUACUCAUAAAAAAAUAAUUAAUGGAGUUGACUACUGUUAUUUGCGUGAAAA
Messenger RNA from Gossypium raimondii (Peruvian cotton), 1809 nucleotides. RefSeq names its product probable polyamine oxidase 5. The transcript has a single exon. Gene Ontology annotation, molecular function: polyamine oxidase activity. The record is from RefSeq and is a predicted model, not a curated record. The coding region runs from base 147 to 1676 and encodes 509 amino acids. Lineage: Eukaryota; Viridiplantae; Streptophyta; Magnoliopsida; Malvales; Malvaceae.